AUAUCGAAGCCAACAGCCCGACUCAGCGAGCCCUAAUUUUGAUUUCCGUGAAACCUCGUUGUCGUUCCACUGCAACGACUGAGCCCUUUCGUCUCCGCCAAUUUCCCCAUGACGAGGAUGGAUUUCGAAGUCGUCGUUCUCGCCGGCGGUGCCUCUAGCAAUCUCUCUCCUCUUGUUUCUCAGGAGUUGCCCAAGGCUUUGCUUCCCGUCGCCAACCGUCCCGUCUUGUCUUAUGUCCUCGAGCUUCUCGAAGGAAGCAACCUCAAAGAUCUCAUUGUGGUGGUUGAGGGAGAAGAUGCAGCACAACUUGUUGGUGGCUGGAUAUCAGGAGCUUAUGCAGACCGUCUUCAUGUUGAGGUAGCUGCUGUUCCUGAGGGUGUUGGAACUGCAGGAGCUUUGCGAUCUAUAUCUUCUUACCUUACUGCCAAUGAUGUUCUGAUUGUAAGUGGUGAUCUUGUUACUGAUGUGCCUCCUGGGGCUAUUGCUGCAACUCAUCGAAGGCAUGGUGCAGUAGUAACAACUUUGUUGUGCUCUUCUCCUGUAAGUGGUCCGUCUGAUAGUGGGACUUCUGGAGGAAAAGAGAAAGCCAAAAAACCAGUCCGUCACAAUAUCAUUGGGUUGGAUCCUACAAGACAAUACUUAUUACACAUGGCAACAGGAGCUGAGGUGGAAAAGGAUAUUCGACUUCAAAAGAGAAUUCUUCAGGCAGUGGGACAGAUGGAAAUUCGAGCUGACCUCAUGGAUGCACACUUGUAUGCAUUUAAAAGGACUGUCUUGCAGGAUAUUUUGGAUCAAAAGGAUAAAUUUCAAAGCAUUAGACAAGAUAUUCUACCAUAUCUAAUAAGGACCCAAUUGAGUUCAGAAGUGUCAAGAAAUGGAUUAGUUAGUUCUGAAUCCGGGAGUAAUAAGAGUGCUGUUCAAGAUGACCUAAGAUGGUUGUCUCAACACCGAGAAAUUGCGCCAUCUACUUUUCAGGAUUCCCAACCUCUUAGCCUUAAGUCACAACGUGAUGAUCAAAGGUCCCACAAAUGCUGUGUUUAUAUUGCCAAUGAAAGCAAAUAUUGUGCUCGUUUAAACUCCAUUCAGGCAUUUAGUGACAUUAACCGUGAUGUGAUUGGAGAGGCUAGCCAUCUUUCUGGAUAUUCUUUCUCUGCACAAAACAACAUCAUUCAUCCCUCUGCUGAGCUUGGAUCCAAAACUACAGUUGGCCCACAAUGCAUGCUUGCAGAAGGCUCAAAAUUAGGCGACAAGUGUAGUGUGAAAAGAUCUGUCAUUGGGCGCCAUUGCCGAAUUGGUUCAAAUGUCAAGAUUGUCAAUUCAGUUGUGAUGAAUCAUGUCACCAUCGAUGAUGGAUGUUCCAUUCAAGGUUCUGUUAUAUGCAGUAAUGUGCAACUUCAAGAGCGUGUUGUUUUGAAGGAUUGUCAGGUUGGCGCUGGUUAUAUUGUGACUUCUGGCAGUGAACAUAAGUCUGAGUCACUUGCAAGAAAAUAGUUGCAGCAAGUAGCAAGUUUUGUGAUGCUCGGCCUAUUCUCCCUUGGACAGAGCAGAGAAAGGUGCAAAUGCAAUAGUAUCGAGCUCAGACAGUUUUCCGUUUCAGCUAUUGUCAACAACAGACAACGUGUAGUUCUUUGUUUAUUUGUGUAAUUUGGCUUUCUAAAGACAAAUUUUUCUGAUUCCUAGAAAUGAUAAUGUAUUGGUUGUUAAAUUGUUAAUUCCCGCUGAUGAUAAAAUGCAUGACCACUGUCUUUGGUUGGACUGUAGAAUUCUUUGCAUUAUGAAGUCAUUUUUUUGAUUUAUUAA
Molecule: messenger RNA, 1800 nt
Organism: Zingiber officinale
Lineage: Eukaryota; Viridiplantae; Streptophyta; Magnoliopsida; Zingiberales; Zingiberaceae
Product: translation initiation factor eIF-2B subunit gamma-like
Exons: 13
Coding region: 109-1491 (460 amino acids)
Biological process (GO): cytoplasmic translational initiation; biosynthetic process
Cellular component (GO): eukaryotic translation initiation factor 2B complex; guanyl-nucleotide exchange factor complex
Molecular function (GO): guanyl-nucleotide exchange factor activity; translation initiation factor activity
Source: RefSeq, a predicted model, not a curated record